Messenger RNA from Paramecium sonneborni, 2318 nucleotides. NCBI's taxonomy places the organism in Eukaryota, Ciliophora, Oligohymenophorea, Peniculida, Parameciidae. The record is from the annotation of a GenBank genome assembly.
AUGGAAACUGACGAAGUUCCUAAACCAAAGAAAGCCCCAUAUAAAUCAAAAAGAUACUUCCUAAGUUCAUUAAAUACUUACUUUGGUUAUCAAUUAGUACAUCUGUGUACUCAUAUAGAUUUAAUAACUUCGUAAUGAUACAGAUCAUCCUGAAGAUCCAAAUCUGAUAGUAGGGACCACAAUUUUAGAAAGUAAAUUUCCAUUACAUCCAGGAGUAAGAAAGGUGAUUGAUGUAUGAUAUUGAAUAAGUAUUAAAUAGCCAUCAAAAAUGUCAUUUUUAUAAAAGGUUAUAUUAGAUAGUGAUGUAAUAAUUUAUGACAUAAAUACAUGUGAUCAUAGUGAAUGUGAAUAUGCAAUAAAGAGCUUAAAAUUAGGAUCAUAUGAAUAAGAUAAAAUAUUAAUACUAGUAUCAUCAGUGAUGGCUUGGUCAGCAACGGAUCCAAAAGAGAAGAAAGCUGGAGAAGAAGAUGAAGAUGGUGGUUAUCCUCCAGAAUCAGGUGAAGAAGAAGGUAAAGCAUAAGAUGAUGGUGAGGAUGCACCACCUAAAAAAGAAUAUACACGUUUCAAUGAAAGUGAUUAUCCAAAGAGGAAAGCAUUACCUCAAUAUGAAAGUUUAUGUUCUCUAGAAAGUUUAUGUUUAAGUGUUAAUAGACCUAAUCUUAAAACAUUUAUAUUAUGUGCUGGUAUCUUAUAUGGAAUGGGAGAAGAUCAUUUUUAUACUAAAUUUAAAGGGGCUUGGUUAUAAAAUACAAUAACAUUUCAUAAUAAAAAUAAAGUACCAUGUAUACAUGUUAAAGAUUUGGCAUUAUUUGUUUAAAAAUUAGUAGAAAAACCAGUUAAUUAAAAAUAUAUUUUUGCUAUUGAUCAUAACUAAAAUCCAUCUCAUAAAGCUAUUAUAGAUUCAAUAUCUAAAGGAGUAGGAAAUUCAAAGAUUUAAUAAUCUGAUGUUGCUAUUCCUGAAUUUAAAAUUGAUCUUCGUAUGAAACCAACUAAAGUAUUUGAUGCUUUUCUAGAAGAAUAAGGUGAUUAAGGAGAUGAAGAACAAGCAGUUGAUAAAUUUACAUUUAAUUGGUGGUGUAAAGAAGGUAUUAGAGCUAAUAUAGCAAAGAUAAGAUAAGAAUUUGUUGAUUAUCAUAAUCUAAAACCUAUUAGAAUUGCUAUUACUGGUCCACCUGGAAUAGGUAAAAGUACUAUUGCUGAUUAAAUUUCAUAAUAUUUUAGUAUUCCUCAUAUUACAGUUAAAGAGUUAAUAUAAGAAUAUUUAAAUUAAACUACUGAAGAGGUUGAACAAUUAAAGUCAAGUUUAGAAGAAAAUAGAAAUUAACUUGUAGAGGAAGCUAAAGCAUUAUAUGAUAUAUAAAGAGAAAAGAGAAAACAAUUAAAAUAACCUUAUAUUCCAUUUGAUGAUAGUAAAAUAGAAGCUAAAUUAACAGAUGAAUAAUUGAUAACUAUUUAUAAAUGGAGAUUAAUGUAAAAUGAUUGUCAGAAUAGAGGAUUUAUUUUAGAUAAUUAUCCAAAAACAUAUGCUUAAGCUAAAUAAUUAUUCUAUAAUAUUGAAGGAGAAGGAGAAGAAUAAAAAGUUAAUUUAAAUAAAUUGAUAUUGCCUGAACAUUUUAUUGUUUUGGCAGGUAAUGAUGAAUAAAUUGUUGAUAGAAUCAAGUUUUCAAAAACUCAUAAAUAUAAUGAAGAUGUACUAUUAAAAAGAUUAAAGAAUUAUAAAAUAUUAAAUACUAAAAAGGGAUACACAAUUUUAAUUGAUUUUUAUAAAGAACUUAAAGUAGAUGUUUGUGAUAUAUCUGUUUUUAAUAAAUAAACUAAUAUUUAAGAAACUUGUAGAAGUUUUAUUGAAAGGGUAUGAAAUUUUAAUUGUAUUUUAGAAUGGUAAGUAUAGGAAUUAUAAACAUAUUGAAGAAGAUUUAGAAGAAAAGAGGUUGAAUGAGAAAAAGGAUUUAAUGUAAAAAUAAUCAGAUUAAAACUAAAAAUUAAAAGAGUUAAGAGAUAAAAAGGAAGAUGAAUUAUGGAAAAUUUAAGAGGAAGAAUACAAAAUUAAAUAAGAACAUAGUGUUAAUUAUGAAAAAGAACUACUUGAGUCAAGAUCUCUUCCAUUGAGGUAAAAAUCUAUAUUAAUUUAAGAUAAUAUUUAAAUGAUAAUGUAGUUCCAUUUAUUACAGAGGGUUUAGUGGAAAUUGUUAAACAGAAUCCAGAAAAUGUAAUUGACUUUUUAUCUGAAUUCUUGUUUAAGAGAUCAUUAUAAGUAAGAUUCCCAGAUCCCAAAUUGUAUUUUGAGAAUUCUGAGUGAUCGAAACCUAAUAACCAGA